AUACAACAUAUCGUGACCUUUUAAAGCGACCAGGUCCAACUUGUCACCUUCGAAGGAGCCGAACAAAACUGGAGAAGUAAUUUUAACACGAAUAUUUUUCCCUAUGAUACACCUGAAAUCAGGCAUGCACUCUUAAACAGUACUGACAGCUAUGCCUAACAUCUGACAUUUCAGUGCUGGCCGCCGCGCGGCCAUCCUUGAAGGACCAAUCUGCUCCGAUAUAACAUCGCUUCACCAUGAAGAAGCUCUUCGGAGUUGGUCCGGACCUGCUGGGCGAUGGCAAGGUCCUCUUCGAGUGGAGUCCUAAAGGUUCCUUCCUUGCUGCAGCAGGCAGUAAGAGGAAGGUCAACAUCCUUGAUAGGAAUGGACGGCUCUACGACGAAGUCCAUUUCCCUCCCGCGGAAUACGCCAACCCAGACGGGAGAGGCUGUGGAUGUGCUCAGCUACAGUGGGACCCAACGGGGGAUCAACUUGCAAUCCUUCCCGCUGGUAAUACACAUGUCUUCAUCUGGUCAGCUAUCAGCAAAGAGGUCCAGAAAAUUGACUCGGAGUUCAAGACGCAAGAAUUCUCCGCUAUGGCGUGGUCGCGGAACGGCAUGUAUCUGGCGGUGUCGACUGUCAAAGGGAACCUGAUGAUGUAUAACGCCCGAGAGCGCAAGAAGACGCCGCUAGUGGGCAAGCACACGAAAAAGAUCGUGGCGGCGGCAUGGAACAAGGAUAAUGUUCUGGCGAUGGCUGCCCAAGACAAGACCGUGACGUUGACGGACGGUGUGACGGGUGACACGAUAAAGACUUUUCACCUGAAGGACCUCCCCAUGGACCUCUGUGUCUCAGACAAGAAGGAGGACGGCUACUCACGUCGGGAGGAGAACACGUACUCGCUCAACAUUAAUCGGAAGACGCUGUACAUCAUGCAGGUAAGCGCAGCCGGCGAUCGACCCAUUGAGUUGGCGUUCUUGGAUACUUACGGGCCGAUUAUGAAGCACGCAUGGUUUGGGGACGGCUACAUCCUGCUUGGCUUCAAGAAUGGCUACGUGGUGGUCGUGUCGUCUCACAGCAGGGAGAUCAGUGAGGAGGUGCACUCGGGGAAGUAUCUGGACACACUGUCUGAUGUGUGCCACUCGCCUGCGCUGGGCCGCAUAGCCGUGGCUGGCGCCAACUGUGUGCGCAUUUUGGAUAGCUCAGGUCAGGACUAUAACGAGAUUAAAAGCGACGCGGUAGACCUCGACGCGAACCAGACGGUGGAGAAGGUUGGGUGGACGCGGGAUGGCCAGGUGUUGACUGUGGGCACGCACAACGGCUACCUGCACACCUUCCUCGCCUCUCUGCCGAUGGUCUACGACUACCACGGCGCGCGUGUCCUGUACCUGACCAGCCUGCUGGAGAUGACGGUGCUGGACGUGACCAAGCGCCAGACGGUGGCGCGGAUCGAACUGGAGACAGAGCCGGCAUUUUGCGGGCUCGGGCCGCAGCACGCCGCCAUGGGCAUGAACAACCAGGUGGCCUUUUACAACGUGGAGGGCAAAGCGGGCAAGGUAGUGCAGCGGCGCGAUUACCUGGGCACCAUCUCCGCCAUCAAGCUAAACGAGACGCAGGCGGCAGUGCUGACGGGGGGGCACGUGGUAGUGCACCCCAUCGUGGUGGAGUCGGGCCGCGCUCCCGACGAGCACGACGUCGUCAUCCCCGGACCCGGCCAGCCUGCCAACAUCACGUGUGUUGCGCUCACACCAACGUUUGUGAUCACGGGAAGUCGGACAGGCACGCUGUCCUACUACCUCAGCCCUGACGUGACGCCCGUGAACGAAUACCGCCACGACGACGGCGGCAUUACGAGGCUCUUCCCGCAGGCGACUGGCGCGCGGCUCGUGUUCGAGGACGACAAGGGUUGCCUGCAUCUGUUCAACCCCGUAAAUGACCACGUUGUGCCCAUCCCGAACUUCUCGGGCCGAGCCGACGUAGUCAUGUGGGACACCUCCGAUAUAAAUGUGCUCGUCAUCGCGGACGGCUCGGCCCUCCACACCUACCUGUACAUACCCGUCAGCCUGAACGGCCCGCAGGUGCAGUUCAUCGGCAAGCAGCCGCUCGGGGCCACCCACACGCCAUUGACUGUGUGCAACGGUGUGGUGGGUUGCCGCCUCAAGAACGGUGCAAUGGACAAUGUGAUCCUGGAGAGCCACAAGCUCCUACAGCCUGGGGACGCAGUGGCAAGGGCGGCACCUGCCAAGAAGUUCGCACAGGCGUUGAAGCUUUACAAGAUGCGCGAGGCGGUGGAGUGCGCCACGCAGCUGCGGCAGACGGAGACGUGGCGCAACCUGGCGCUGGCGGCGUUGGACGUCCUGGACGUGGAUGUGGCUAUCAAUGCGUACCGCCAGAUUGGCGAUGCCAGCAUGGUACUGUCCUUGGAACGCGUACGGCAGCAUGAGGAUCGCAACUUGCUGUCGGCCCAUAUUAUGGUGCUGCUGGAGAAGGACUACAACCAGGCGCAGGAGCUGUUCCAGCGCUCCUCAGUUCCCCGAGCGGCGCUGGAGAUGCGCAUGGACCUGAAGCACUGGUCUGAGGCGCUCAAGCUGGCUGAGACGCUAGACCCAGAGGCUAUCGGCACCAUCUGCAAGGAGCACGGCGCCAUGCUGGAGAUGACCGGCGAGUACGCCAACGCGAAGUCGCACUACCAGCAGGCAUUGGACGCGCUGAUGGUGUCGGCCGGCCCGCCGCAGCCAGAGCUGGAGGUUGCUUGCAAAGCGGGCAUUGCACGCACCACGCUGCAGCUGGGCGACCUGCGGCAGGGCCGCCAGCUGGCGCUGCAAAUCAACUCCACGGUGUUGUUCAAGGAGUGUGCGCUCAUCCUGGAAGGGCUGCAGCAGCUCACGGAGGCGGCUGAGAUGUACGAGCGGGCAGGACAGUAUGAGCGUGCCGCUAGCAUCUAUAUUCAGACCAAAAACUUCGCGGCGGCCGCGCCGCUCAUGCAGCGCAUCAGCUCCUCGAAGCUGCAGCUGCAGUUUGCCAAGGCGAAAGAGGCGGAAGGCCGAUGGGCAGAGGCCGCCACCGCGUACGAGGCUGCGCGCGACAUGGACUCGGUGGUGCGGUUGUGCCUGGAGCGCCUUAACCAGCCCCAGCGCGCAUACGCCAUUGUGCGCAAGACGCAGAGCGUUGAGGCGGCCAGCCAGCUGUCCAGGUUCUGCCUGCAGACACAGGACUUCCAGGGUGCCGUCGAGUUCCUUCUCAUGGCAGGCCAGAUGGAUCAGGCGUUCGACAUUGCUAUGGGCCACAACGAGAUGGACACCUUCGCGCGCAUCGUGGCGGCCAGUGCAAAGCCGGUGGACUACCAGCGCAUUGCGCAGUACUACGAGAGCCGUGGCGAGUACGAUAAGGCGGCGGAUAUGUGGAGCAAGUGUGAUCAGGCACCGCGCGCCGUGCAGCUCUAUCUCAAGGUUGGAAGCAACCAGGCACUGGAGAAGGCGGUGCAGGUGGUGGAGCAGACGCGCAGCCACCAGCUGGGCGUGCUGGUGCUUGACUAUGUCAACGAGGAGAAGGAUGGCUCCACACGCGACGAAUUCCGCUUCAAGCUCAACAUCGCGAUGGGCCAGUUCCAGGAGGCCGCACGCGAUGCCCUGGAGAUGGCCCGGUUUGAGCAGGAGGAGGGCAACUAUCGUGUGGCGCACGACAAGCUCUUCUCCACUGUCAAGCAGCUGGAGGCGCUCAAUACAAAGCCACCGACCGACCUCAUGCGCGCCCUUAUGCUGUUACAUUCGUACACACUUGUUAAGUCGCUCAUCGCCAUCAAUGAUCACAUCACAGCGGCGCGGAUGCUCGUGCGCGUGGCUCGUAACAUCUCCAAGUUUCCCAAGCACAUUGUGCCCAUCCUGACGUCGACUGUCAUCGAGUGCCACCGAGCAAACCUGAAGAAGACAGCCUUCGAGUACGCAUCCAUGCUCAUGAGGCCUGAGUAUAGGGACAUGGUGGCCGUCAAGCACAAGAAGAAGAUCGAGCUGAUGGUGCGUAAGCCUGAGAAGGACCCCGAGGAGAUGGAGGAACCGCUUGCAGACUGUCCCUUCUGCAACAUGCCCGGCCCCGAAACGGAGCUGCAGUGCAUCAGCUGCCAGAACAUCCUUCCGUUCGACCUUGCUACCGGGAAGCGCAUGGUGUUGUCUGACUGGGCCGAGUGCCCCAGCUGCAAAUUUCCUGCGUCCGCGACUCAGUUCAUCCGCAUAAUUUCGGCAGAGGGCCGCUGCCCCAUGUGCAACGACGCUGUGGAACUGUCCCACGUACGCAAGGUGCAGGAUCCGCUAGCAAAGCUUAAGCAGCAGCAGUCGCAGCAGCAGCCUGCCGGCGGCAAGGCGCCGUGAGGAGGUAAGGGCCGUGGGAAAGCACGGCUCGAAGCCAGGAAGGGGAUGCAGGUGUGUAGCUUUAGUGAGAGGAGCAGCGAUAGCUGCAUGCGAGGGUGCCCAGUUUGUGCGGGGUACAGUCGGUGACAUGCAAGCGGUGGAGCUCAGUGGCCUUGGGAAAGGAAUACCAAUUGUGUUAUUCUAUGGGCGAUCUGUUCGGGCUAAAUGUUUUUAUAUGUUUACUUGUGAGGACCCUAGGCGUAUGUGCGAUCAGAGCGUGGCGUACAGCGGGCAGGUCCCGUCAGUGGUGAUCUGCGGAUGGCUCCUGCACGUGGGUCCAGGCAGUGACCAGUAGCGGCUUGAAGAAGCGGCCCCGUGAUCUUUGGAAGGGCGCGAGUGAUUAUUGUCUUCGUGGGUGCAGUGCAUCACUGGUGUACCGGAGGACUGCGUGCGGUACGUUCACCUGUCCUGCAGAUGGGCAGAAGAACUGAGAUGUGUUUUUUGUUGUCUUGGUAGCAAGUUCUGGACGCUGUAAUAGGCUCUAAGGCGGCAAGGCGCACAUGAGCGUGUCCCUGUACCCUGGCAGCCCCUCUGUAUGGAGGUUGUUUGUAACGUACCACGGACUAGGG
Messenger RNA from Volvox carteri f. nagariensis, 4951 nucleotides. RefSeq lists its product as uncharacterized. Lineage: Eukaryota; Viridiplantae; Chlorophyta; Chlorophyceae; Chlamydomonadales; Volvocaceae. The transcript is spliced from 24 exons. Bases 237 to 4343 code for a protein of 1368 amino acids. The record is from RefSeq and is a predicted model, not a curated record. Gene Ontology annotation, cellular component: cilium; intraciliary transport particle A. Gene Ontology annotation, biological process: intraciliary retrograde transport; cilium assembly. Gene Ontology annotation, molecular function: protein binding.